Molecule: messenger RNA, 1491 nt
Organism: Trichomonas vaginalis G3
Lineage: Eukaryota; Parabasalia; Trichomonadida; Trichomonadidae
Product: protein ubiquitination
Exons: 1
Coding region: 1-1491 (496 amino acids)
Molecular function (GO): protein binding
Source: RefSeq, a predicted model, not a curated record
AUGAAAACACCAAGGAAUGAUUUGUCUAUCGAUAGUUUCAAUGUUUCUCUAAUUUCAAAAGCCCCUGAUCUACAAAUUUACUAUUGUUUAGAAGAGAUUUUGUUUAAUCCAUUUGAUGAACAUAUCAAAUUAGCUAUUGACAUGAUAAAAGAACAUUUCCCAGAUAAUAGAUUGCAUUUUGCAUACAAGUUAAUUACAUAUGUCGCUGAGCAUAGGCCUCAUUCUUGGUUUUUCCUUUCACAAAUUAUUCAACAGAUACCUCCACCACCUAAGCCGCUUAAUGGUUGCAAUUUUGUUUAUUACUUAGUCAAAAAAGGAAUAUUACCAUUCAAAUAUUCAGCCACACGCGGAAGAAUAGAUCAAAGUGCUGAAGAAUUACUUAGCGGCUAUCCGCUGACAUCUUUAUCACAUUAUAUUAGGACUGAUGAUUUGGAUAGAGUCAUUGGUUCUCCACUUGACGCAGGCAUUUUCCAGAUGAAAUUGAAAUUAGGAGAUAAAGAAGCACCAAUCUUAGGAUUCGCUAUGUAUUACAACUCAGAUCGUGUUGUCAAAUGGUUACUUACAAAUGAAUGCUCAUUUGGCCAAGAUGUCGCAGAAUACGCUGCAAUGAGUGGAAAUUUGAACUACAUUCAUAUGUGUCAACAGAAAGGCAUCUCACUCAGAAACUACAUAAAUACAAUAAUUGAAUACCAUCACAACGAUAUUCUCAGAGAUGUAAUUGGUUCUCACAAAAUUGCAUACGAUACACAGCUCGCUCUUCGUAUUCACAACACUCUGUUCCUUGCAUGGCUCGGAACAUCGAAGAAUCUCCUUGUAGAAAGAACAGAAGGAGGAAUGACACCAAUGCUACGUGCAGCAGGCGACAACAACGUAGAAUAUGUAAAAUUCCUUGAAACGAAAGGCGCAAAGGUAUCAGCGAAAGAUAAACAAGGAACAAAUGCUUUGAUUAGAGCAGCUCGUCACGGAGCAAUCGACGUAGUGAAGUAUAUAUGCCAGGAAAAAUCGAAUUGUGAUCAUUCUGAUAUUGCGGGAAAUACAGCGUUAGCGUGGGCUGCUCUUAAAGGACACCCUGAUGUAAUGCAGGUUUUAAUCGAUAAAGGAGCAGAUGUAAACAAAAAGAACAACAAAGGAGUAUCGCCUAUGUAUAACGCUCUUCAAAGCAGGUGCUACGAAGCUUUCGAAGUACUCGCAAAAAACGGUGCUGAUUUAGAAGAAAUUAUGGUAGGGGGAGUCACCCCCCUCAUUUUCGCAAUCCUCAAUGGAAUGAUCCAAGUCAUUGACAAGUUAUUAGAGCUUGGUGUUAAGCCAGAUACUAAGGAUAGCUAUGGUUCUACGCCUUUGAUGCACGCUGCAAAAGAAUGGCAGCCAAAGGUUGCAAUUAAGCUUUUGAAGUACGGAGCGAACCCAGAGAUCCAAGAUCCAAAGGGAUUGACUGCAUUGCAAUAUACUUUUUGUGAUGAAAUUAAGGAAAUGCUAAGAGCUCAUCAUUAG